UCACGUCCGUACGGCCUGCAGUGUGUCACGCGCGUCUCGGUCGUCCGCUCAUAACGCUCGCCGCCUCCCAGCCGUGUUUUCGGCGUGAUGUCCCGCCGCCGCCGCCGCGUUUACCAAGGCCCCGAACGAUUAUAACAAUUCAUCGCUAUUAUAUAAUUAACAAUACAAUGAAUUGUAAAAUUAUAUUACAAGACGUACUAAUACCAUUUCUAAACGUAGUAUAAUAUAAUCACUUAUAAUAUUAUUAAAAUAAUAUGAUAUUAUAAUAGUUGCGGUCUUCCGGGCUCCUGCGACACAGUUCGGACACGCGUAAAUAGAUUAUAUAAUUAAACGUAGUGUGCCGUCGGCCGACGGUUUGUUUUUCUUUUCGCACAGUUCGUGUCGGCGUGGGUCUGUGCGAUCCGCCGCCGCAUGUUCAAGACGGUGCGCGCCCAACAUGGCGCCGGCGACCUGGUGGCUGAGCUCGAGUACACGAUAUUGCCGCAGACAGACGACCGUUCGCCGUCCGUGUCGAGCGGCGAGGAAGAACCGCCGCCCUGUGGCACGGCGACCGCGUGCCACCGUAACCAUUUGCACCACCACAACCACCAUCACCACCAACCACAACAACAACAUCAGCAGCAGCAAAAACAACAACAACACCACUACCAGUACCGGUAUCACCAGCACAACAGGGACUCGGCGCCGCAGCCUCAGCCGCACCACCAUCACCACCACCAUCACCGCAGAUCGUCGUCCUCGUCUUCCUCUUCGGCGACGGCCGACGACAGUGGCGGAGGUGGUGGUGCCGGUACCCGGCGCACCGUCGUCGUCAUCAUAGCCAUGCUGGUGCUCGGGUGCGGCGUGGUGGCGGCCGCCGUGCUGGUGCCCAUACUGUUGGCCGCCAGACUGGUAACCGUGCCCGCCUCUGCCCGGUUACAGACGUUCGCUGUGGCAGCGUCCGGCGUCAUUCACUCGGCCCGUGGCGACUACGUUCAAUUGCUGCCGGUCAAGCACGCGCCGCCCGGCACGGUCAUCAAUUUCGGACCCCCGCCGCCCCCGCCACCGCCGUCCACGGGCCGCCGGCGUAAGAGACGAUCGGCCGCGGUGGUCAGGCCGCGGCGGAGGCGGCCGGUCGCUGACGCCCGACACAGGAAACCGGUACGGACCGACGACGGCUUCCGGUCAUUGGACUUCCGGAUUAGUCAAUAGCGACGGCAAAAGUUUCCGGUUUUGUGCGGACCGAGAGUGAAGUCGGAUAUGGCAAAAACAAGGAUGCGAUUCCCACUAGACCGCCAGUGAAAAUAUACAAGCCGUAGCGAGUAAAUUAUUGUUUAUAAUAACGAUACUAUAUUAAUACAAACUAAUUUAUAAAUAUUAUUACUCGUUGAUGUCGCGUAUAUAUAACUUAUUAUUAAAAU
This is a messenger RNA of Myzus persicae (green peach aphid), 1400 nucleotides long. Its product is annotated as AT-rich binding protein-like. The record is from RefSeq and is a predicted model, not a curated record. The transcript is spliced from 3 exons. Bases 412 to 1191 code for a protein of 259 amino acids. Lineage: Eukaryota; Metazoa; Arthropoda; Insecta; Hemiptera; Aphididae.